GCUGUUCCGUUGACGUUCCCGUCACCCCUCCGCGGGCCGUUCCUCUUCCAAUACUCGCCUCCCCCCGAUUAUAGCUAUUUCUCCCAUCUACGUGCGGGCGACUAACAUGGAUGUUGCAAAUCAGUUGGUUGCCCAGGGGCAAUUCAGGGUGCUGAAAGUUCCAUUGGGCUUCAUCAAAAUCUUAGAAUGGGUGUUUGCCAUUUUUGCGUUCUCCACCUGUGGGAGUUACUCAGGCUCCUUCAGGAUGAGCGUUGAAUGUAAGAACAGAUCAGAGAGUGACCUGAAAAUAGAUGUGGGUUUUGAGUAUCCCUUCAGGCUCCAUCAAGUAUAUUUCAGUGCCCCUACCUGCAAGAAUAGCCUAACUGAUCGUUUCUUCCUGGUUGGGGAUUACUCGUCCUCAGCAGAGUUCUUCGUUACCAUAGCCGUUUUUGCAUUCCUGUAUUCCAUGGCAGCUCUUAGCGUCUACGUAUUUGCUUUUGAGAAGUACCGCGAGAACAACAAGGGGCCACUGAUUGAUUUCGGUGUGACAUGCGUGUUCACCUUCAUGUGGCUGGUGAGCUCGGCGGCAUGGGCGAAAGGUUUGUCAGAUGUGAAGACCGCCACAGAUCCCGAGAAGGUUCUGGAUCUGAUCCCCGCAUGCGAGCAAGAGGCCAAUCGCUGCCGUGAAGUUCACGAUCCGGUCAUGUCUGGUCUUAACACUUCUGUGGUCUUUGGGUUCCUGAACCUGAUCUUGUGGGCAGGUAACUUGUGGUUUGUAUUCAAGGAGACCGGAAUUAUUGCACCAUUCAUGCGCCAGCCGCCUGCCCAGGAGAAGCAGCCACAAUUCGGACAAGGAGGUUAUGGGCAGCAGGACCCAUAUGCUGCUCCUCAGGGAGGUUACCAGCCCGACUACAGCCAACAGGGCUACAAUCAGGGUGGAGAAUACGGUCAGGGUGGCUAUGACCAGCAGGCGGCACCCACCUCUUUUUCCAACCAGAUGUGAGCGAAGGAAUAAUUGAGGAAGCAGAGGAGUUGAAG
Messenger RNA from Triplophysa rosa, 1017 nucleotides. RefSeq names its product synaptophysin a (gene sypa). The record is from RefSeq and is a predicted model, not a curated record. The coding region runs from base 107 to 982 and encodes 291 amino acids. Gene Ontology annotation, cellular component: presynaptic active zone; synaptic vesicle membrane; synaptic vesicle. NCBI's taxonomy places the organism in Eukaryota, Metazoa, Chordata, Actinopteri, Cypriniformes, Nemacheilidae. The transcript has 6 exons.